Molecule: messenger RNA, 1043 nt
Organism: Vitrella brassicaformis
Lineage: Eukaryota; Vitrellaceae
Source: the annotation of a GenBank genome assembly
ACCUAAAACCACCGCCUAGACGCCGCUCGUCCAUCUAUCCUCCAUCUGCAUUUCCGUGCACUCAGUCUUCAACAGUCAGCUAUGUUUCGUGUGUCCUGCGUCGCGAUCUUGGCUCUGGCCGCGUCCCUCAGCCAUGGCUUCGUCCUCCGCAGCCCCGCCAGGCAGAGGCUCGCUGCAGCCGCUCCACAGGGCCAGAGAUGUGCAGCGAGGUACCGUGUGUGCAGGCAAUGCGUCGGGAGGCUAUGCAUGAAGGUGGGGGCACAGAGAUCUGCAGAUCUGUCAUUGCAUUGCAGUCUGUGUGCCCUUCCCUUCCUGCUGAUUGCAGGUUGGAGUGCUGUUCAGCACAUCGACAGGCAACUGCGAGACGGUGGGCGGCUACAUCGUCCAGGCGGCCAAGGCGGCGGGGCUCGACGUCGACGAUCUUAAAGAGGUGGGUGUGCCGCCACUCACACAACCAUCCAUCAUCAGACAGCUUUUGUGCGUAUGGGUCUGUCUGCAGGUGAGCGAAGCGCGUGAGAUCGAGAAGUACAGCGGCUUGAUAGUGGGCGCGCCGACCUGGAACACGGGAGCCGACUCCGAGAGGUCGGGCACCUCAUGGGACGAGUGGCUGUACAGCGACCUGCCCUCGCUCAACCUCAAGGACAAGAAGGUGGCUGUCUUCGGUGUCGGCGACCAGAUCUCAUACGGAGACAACUUCUGCGACGCUGCCGGUGAGCUCUACGACCAAUUCCUCAAGGUCACCACAGCACAGCACACACCCACCCACACAGACAGACCGACAGACAGACCGAACGGCACCGACUCGUGGUCGUAUGCAGGCUGGUUGUAAGAUGCUCGGGUUUACCAGCACUGACGGCUAUGACCAUGACGACAGCAAGGCGCUGCUGCCCGACGGCCGUUUCUGCGGACUGAUGCUCGACGAGGACAACCAGUCGGAGGAGUCGGAGGGCCGGGCCAACAAGUGGAUAGAACAGCUCAAGGGAGAGGGCCUCUUCGCGUAAAUGACACAAUGGAUGGAUGAAGACGUCACAGACAGAGAAGAC